Molecule: messenger RNA, 11508 nt
Organism: Coregonus sp. 'balchen'
Lineage: Eukaryota; Metazoa; Chordata; Actinopteri; Salmoniformes; Salmonidae
Source: the annotation of a GenBank genome assembly
AUGGAAGCCGAGUUUCGGAAGAUCGAUGAACCCGGGAGUUGGAACGCCAUUUACCAGGUAACGUUAGGUUCGUCUUGGCAAAUCAAGGUGGAUUUUAAGUUUCGAGUUCUGUGUGGUGAGUAGGCUAGAUGUUAACAUUAUGGGUCUACAACGACUUAUUACGUGUCUCGUGGUUAUAAAGUAUUAUUUCUGAUUUAUUAGGUACCAAUUCUGAUACCCUAGCUAGCUAGCUAGCUAGAUUACCUUGUUCCGAUUGAUUUAAAAUGACCAAUCUCCUCGGCGCUGUCCGAUGUAUGAAGCCUUCUAGCAAGCCCCACUGUUUCGAAUGAUACAUUUGUUAUCGAGUAGGCUAUGUAACGCAGAUUGUCACAUUUGUGACGUUUACCUGCACGUGGUUGAUACAUUGUAGCAGAUUAGUGUUGUUACAUUGACAGUGUCAAUCGAUAGUUAAAUGUAGACGGAUUCCCCUACUUACUCCAUGCCACAGUUCAGACAUCAUGCAUGUUACUAGAAAAAGGGCAAACCACAAUUGCAAUUACAUUUAUCUAACUAACACAUCUAUUAACUAUUAGAAUACUCUGCAUUACAGACAAUGCCUAAACGUGACUGUGUGGCCAGAUGUGUCAUAUUUGAGAAUAAUGUGGUGGAUGACAAUUUAUUAUAGUGUCAGCAUAAUUUGUCAAACUGGUUUAGGGAAAUAUCCUUUAGAUGGCAUAUUAAGAGCAGAUAUCCCAAGUAUCCUGUUAUUGUGUUGUAAAGAACGACCAUAGUUUUAGAAAAUGGUAUUUGGACAUCCAGACACACUGGAUAAGCACACCAUAAAUCUGCAAAGUAGUACAUGCUCAAUAAGACCCAGCUAGGGUUGAAACUAGUUUUAAUUAACAGAGCACCUUUAGGAGAAUACCAGUGAGAGAGCAACCAUAGGAACAACCAUUUGCCUCCCAAAACAAAGAUAUCUCCCAAGUUAAGAAAUUAAGUUUGAAUGUAUGGUUGUUUUUUGCUCUCAGGAAAUCCGUCAGCAAUCAAGUGAGCUGCCCUGCAAACUUGCCAAAUUACCUGAAAACAAAACUCGGAAUCGCUACAGAGAUGUCAGCCCAUGUAAGUUUUGUACUCUUGACUCCAUAUAGAGGAAUGAUGAUUGAGCUGCUGAGAUUCCUCGGUCUAGAUACAGAGGCAAAACAUAAGAUAACAACACGCAAAUAACACAAUAAUAACAGGCUGAAACAUUUGAUAAUAAUAAAGUUUAUAAUAAAGUUGAUGCACUAUGCAGGACAGCUUUUGAUACCUGUGCAAUUUGCACAAUCUUCUCUUCAAAAUCAACACUGUUCUUGUAUUUAAGUGCUAUAUACUGUGACUGAAACUUGUUAAGCUGUAGUCUUUGAAACAUCUCAUGUAUGGCAACAGAUGGAUCUUUUAAGGUCAGAUGCCUCACAAGCAGUUCAACAGAUCAAGCUUUUAAAGUAUAUAUUUUAAAUCUUCCGUCAUGGUAACUCGACACAGCAAAGCUGUUGUGGUUUCCUCUUUUCACAAAGAUGCAAAAAGCGAACCUAAACCCUAUGGGACAGACGGUCACAUGUCAACCAGGGUGUCCAUAUGUUCUUGUUUCCUGGUUUGAGGUAAAGUGAAAAUCAGCCAUACACUAGACUUCUUCAAGUAUUUUAAAUCUUGGUCAUUUACUUUAGUCCCAUUCCAACUAUCUUUUGAUUUAGAUUAGAAGAAAUAGAUAGUAUUUCCUGUGUAGUUGAGUGGAUUAGAACAGGAGAAGAAAUAAACACUGCUGUGUUUCAGUCACAGAUAGACAGUACAGCUGCAAUAAAUGUCUUUUGAGAACUGAAUCUCUAAACACAAGUCCCUUGGGAUAUUACAAAUUCAUCAAUGUUCUUUAAUUCUCUGCAGUUGACCACAGCAGAAUCCGCCUGCAACUGGGUGCGAACGACUACAUUAACGCCAGCCUAAUUUCUGUAGAAGAGGCACAGAGAAGCUACAUUCUUACUCAGGUUUGUACUCUGGCUUUUAUACUCUGGCUAGAAGGUUCUGAGAAUAAAUUGUUGUCUAUAUGUCAAGGGAUUACAGCAAUUUUACUUGGUUCAGAAUGUCCGAUUUCCAAUUUAUGAAGACAACAACAGCACAGUGAAAACAAACUUAAAGCAAACCCUUCAAAAGCAAGCCGGGCAUCCUGUGUGACCUGGGAGGGGAGGGGGGUUCUAGUUCAUAAACAAAUGUAUACAAUUUAUAUAGUAGGCUAUGCUCUCUGGUUUAUAUAUGUUUUUAUAAUGUCCCAAAUACCCUCUAGUUCAUUGUCAUAGUCCCGGAGGGCCGAUUCCUCUUGUUCCAUAGUCAUGAAGUCCCUUAACUAAAUGUUUAUGCUGAAGCACUGAGGUUGACAUACUUUCCAGUUUAUCAGUAGUGUCCUUUUGACUGAUAGAAAGAAUAAAUGUUUUAUUACAUUAUCAUCACAUUGAUUCUUUUCUAAGAUGUACACUCACUGAGGUUUCAUUUUAGGAUUGUGUAAAAGUGCCACUCUGACUUGAGUGCCAUGAUACAGUUUAAGUCGGAAGUUAACAUACACUUAGGUUGGAGUCAUUAAAACUCGAUUUUCAACCACUCCACAAAUUUCUUGUUAACAAACUAUAGUUUUGGCAAGUCGGUUAGGACAUCUACUUUGUGCAUGACACAAGUAAUUUUUCAAACAAUUGUUUACAGACAGAUUAUUUCACUUAUAAUUCACUGUAUCACAAUUCAAGUGGGUCAGAAGUUUACAUACACUAAGUUGACUGUGCCUUUAAACAGCUUGGACAAUUCUAGAAAAUGAUGUCAUGGCUUUAGAAGCUUCUGAUAGGCUAAUUGACAUCAUUUGAGUCAAUUGGAGGUGUACCUGUGGAUGUAUUUCAAGGCCUACCUUCAAACUCAAUGCCUCUUUGCUUGACAUCAUGGGAAAAUCAAAAGAAAUCAGCCAAGACCUCAGAUUUGUUUUUGUAGACCUCCACAGGUCUGGUUCAUCCUUGGGAGCAAUUUCCAAACACCUGAAGGUACCACGUUCAUCUGUACAAACAAUAGUACGCAAGUAUAAACACCAUGGGACCACGUAGCCGUCAUACCGCUCAGGAAGGAGACGCGUUCUGUCUCCUAGAGAUGAACGUAGUGCAAAUCAAUCCCAGAACAACAGCAAAGGACCUUGUGAAGAUGCUGGAGGAAACAGGUACAAAAGUAUCUAUAUCCUCAGUAAAACAAGUCCUAUAUCAACAUAACCUGAAAGGCCGCUCAGCAAGGAAGAAGCCACUGCUCCAAAACCGCCAUAAAAAAAGCCAGACUACGGUUUGCAACUGCACAUGGGGACAAAGAUCGUACUUUUGGGAGAAAUGUCCUGUGGUCUGAUGAAACAAAAAUAGAACUGUUUGGCCAUAAUGACCAUCAUUAUGUUUGGAGGAAAAAGGGGGGAGCUUGCAAGCCGGAGAACACCAUCCCAACCGUGAAGCACGGGGUAGCGGCAUCAUGCUGUGGGGGUGCUUUGCUGCAGGAAGGACUGGUGCACUUCACAAAAUAGAUGGUGUCAUGAGGAAGGAAAAUUGUGGAUAUAUUUAAGCAACAUCUCAAGACAUCAGUCAGGAAGUUAAAGCUUGGUCGCAAAUGGGUCUUCCAAAUGGACAAUGACCCAAAGCAUACUUCCAAAGUUGUGGCAAAAUAGCUUAAGGACAACAAAGUCAAGGUAUUGGAGUGGCCAUCGCAAAGCCCUGACCUCAAUCCUAUAGAAAAUGUGUGGGCAGAACUGAAAAGGCGUGUGCGAGCAAGGAGGCCUGCAAACCUGACUCAGUUACACCAGCUCUGUCAGGAGGAAUGGGCCAAAAUUCACCCAACUUAUUGUGGAAGGCUACCCGAAACGUUUGACCCAAGUUAAACAAUUUAAAGGCAAUGCUACCAAAUACUAAUUGAGUCGUGGUCAAAAGUGCUGCCUCAGUUUUGAUGAUGUACAUUUGCAUAUAUUCCAGAAUGUCAUGAAGAGUGAUCAGAUGAAUUGCAAUUAAUUGCAAAGUCCCUCUUUGCCAUGAAAAUGAACUGAAUCCCCCAAAAUACAUUUCCACUGCAUUUCAGCCCUGCCACAAAAGGACCAGCUGACAUCAUGUCAGUGAUUCUCUCGUUAACACAAGUGAGAAUGUUGACGAGGAUAAGGCUGGAGAUCACUCUGUCAUGCUGAUUGAGUUAGAAUAACAGACUGGAAGCUUUAAAAGGAGGGUGGUGCUUGAAAUCAUUGUUCUUCCUUUGUUAUCCAUGGUUACCUGCAAUGAAACACGUGCCGUCAUCAUUGCUUUGCACAAAAAGGGCUUCACAGGCAAGGAUAUUGCUGCUAGUAAGAUUGCACCUAAAUCAACCAUUUAUCGGAUCAUCAAGAACUUCAAGGAGAGAGGUUCAAUUGUUGUGAAGAAGGCUUCAGGGUGCCCAAGAAAGUCCAGCAAGCGCCAGGACCGUCUCCUAAAGUUGAUUCAGCUGCGGAAUCGGGGCACCACCAGUGCAGAGCUUGCUCAGGAAUGGCAGCAGGCAGGUGUGAGUGCAUCUGCACGCACAGUGAGGCAAAGACUUUUGGAGGAUGGCCUGGUGUCAAGAAGGGCAGCGAGGAAGCCACUUCUCUCCAGGAAAAACAUCAGGGACAGACUGAUAUUCUGCAAAAGGUACAGGGAUUGGACAGCUGAGGACUGGGGUAAAGUCAUUUUCUCUGAUGAAUCCCCUUUCCGAUUGUUUGGGGCAUCCGGAAAAAAGCUUGUCCGGAGAAGACAAGGUGAGCGCUACCAUCAGUCCUGUGUCAUGCCAACAGUAAAGCAUCCUGAGACCAUUCAUGUGUGGGGUUGCUUCUCAGCCAAGGGAGUGGGCUCACUCACAAUUUUGCCUAAGAACACAGCCAUGAAUAAAGAAUGGUACCAACACAUCCUCCGAGAGCAACUUCUCCCAACCAUCCAAGAACAGUUUGGUGACGAACAAUGCCUUUUCCAGCAUGAUGGAGCACCUUGCCGUAAGGCAAAAGUGAUAACUAAGUGGCUCUGGGAACAAAACAUCAACAUUUUGGGUCCAUGGCCAGGAAAUUCCCCAGACCUUAAUCCCAUUAAGAACUUGUGGUCAAUCCUCAAGAGGCGGGUGGACAAACAAAAACCCACAAAUUCUGACAAACUCCAAGCAUUGAUUAUGCAAGAAUGGGCUGCCAUCAGUCAGGAUGUGGCCCAGAAGUUAAUUGACAGCAUGCCACUGGGAAAGUGAUGAAAGAAAUAAAAGCUGAAAUAAAUAAUUCUCUACUACUAUUCUGACAUUUCACAUUCUUAAAAUAAAGUGGUGAUCUGAACUGACCUAAGACAGGGAAUUUUUACUAGGAUUAAAUGUCAGGAAUUGUGAAAAACUGAGUUUAAAUGUAUUUGGCUAAGGUGUAUGUAAACUUCUGACUUCAACUGUAUCUAUAUCAAAAGUGGGUAACACUUCAUUGGAAUCUUCACUGACAUGCUCCUUCUACGGGUAGUGUAGCCCGGUCACAUUUAUUACAGUGGGUUUGUUUCAACUGUGCCUGAUUGACAUAAAAAUAAUGGAUGAGAGAUGCUUGUAGCGUAGCUCUGGGUUGUUUCUAACAAUACCUCCGCCCCCUCUUCUUAUUCCAAAGGGACCCCUUCCAAACACAUGUGGUCACUUCUGGGAGAUGGUUUGGGAGCAGAGGACCAUGGGAGUGGUGAUGCUGAACCGUGUCAUUGAGAAAGGAUCUGUGAGUAUAUCAAUGAUUUAUUAGUAGUAUUUAAUUCAUAUGAGCCUCCUUGAAUAUUGAACCUCAUUAACCACUAUGGGCCUCCAGUUAGAGAGCGCUACUCUGUUUCAGUAAGACAGAGGGGCCAUGGAAAGUUGUUCACAUAAGGGCCUUUCCACUUCCUAUCUCAAAAUAUUAAUAUUAUACGUAUUCAAUGUGAACAUCCCUAUCAAAUGUAUGCACUUCUGACUGUUUUCAGGUGAAGUGUGCACAGUACUGGCCACCUAGAGAGGAGAGGGAGGCGAUCUUUGAAGACACAAAUUUCAAGCUUACACUUGUUUCAGAAGACAUUAAGUCCUACUACACUGUCCGUCAGCUGGAGCUGGAAAAUCUGUCGGUAAGAUUCCUCUUCCUCAUUGUGCCAUCUUCUGUUCUCCUCAGAUGUAUCCACCCAUAGAACCAGUGGAUCCCAACACAGCAUCCUAUUAUAUAUAUAUUUUUUAUACUUAGGCAUAAAAACAAACAUUGAACAAAUGGUUACACUUCCUGUUACAGUGCUCUUUUCAGUGAUCUACAGUGCCCUCCAUAAUUAUUGGGACAGUGAAUCAUUUUUUCUUCUUUUGGCUGUAUACUUCAAAAGUUUGGAUUUGAAAUCAAACAAUGACUAUGCGGUUGAAGUGCAGACUCAGCUUUAAAUUGAGGGUAUUUUCAUCCAUAUCGGGUGAGCCGUUUACAAAUUUCAACACUUUUUGUACAUAGUCCCCCCAUUUUAGGGGAGAAAAAGUAUUAGGACAAAUUCACUUACAGUGAGGGGGAAAAAGUAUUUGAUCCCCUGCUGAUUUUGUACGUUUGCCCACUGACAAAGAAAUGAUCAGUCUAUAUAAAAGACACCUGUCCACAGAAGCAAUCAAUCAAUCAGAUUCCAAACUCUCCACCAUGGCCAAGACCAAAGAGCUCUCCAAGGAUGUCAGGGACAAAAUUGUAGACCUACACAAGGCUGGAAUGGGCUACAAGACCAUCGCCAAGCAGCUUGGUGAGAAGGUGACAACAGUUUAUUCGCAAAUGGAAGAAACACAAAAUAUCUGUCAAUCUCCCUCGGCCUGGGGCUCCAUGCAAGAUCUCACCUUGUGGAGUUGCAAUGAUCAUGAGAACGGUGAGGAAUCAGCCCAGAACUACACGGGAGGAUCUUGUCAAUGAUCUCAAGGCAGCUUGAACCAUAGUCACCAAGAAAACAAUUGGUAACACACUACGCCGUGAAGGACUGAAAUCCUGCAGCGCCCGCAAGGUCCCCCUGCUCAAGAAAGCACAUAUACAGGCCCGUCUGAAGUUUGCCAAUGAACAUCUGAAUGAUUCAGAGGAGAACUGGGUGAAAGUGUUGUGGUCAGAUGAGACCAAAAUCGAGCUCUUUGGCAUCAACUGAACUCGCCGUGUUUGGAGGACGAGGAAUGCUGUCUAUGACCCCAAGAACACCAUCCCCAUGUCAAACAUGGAGGUGGAAACAUUAUGCUUUUGGGGUGUUUUUCUGCUAAGGGGACAGGACAACUUCACCGCAUCAAAGGGACGAUGGACGGGGCCAUGUACGGUCAAAUCUUGGGUGAGAACCUCCUUCCCUCAGCCAGGGCAUUGAAAAUGGGUCGUGGAUGGGUAUUCCAGCAUGACAAUGACCCAAAACACACGGCCAAGGCAACAAAGGAGUGGCUCCAGAAGAAGCACAUUAAGGUCCUGGAGUGGCCUAGCCAGUCUCCAGACCUUAAUCCCAUAGAAAAUCUGUGGAGGGAGCUGAAGUUUUGAGUUGCCAAACGCCAGCCUCGAAACCUUAAUGACUUGGAGAAGAUCUGCAAAGAGGAGUGGGACAAAAUCCCUCCUGAGAUGUGCGCAAACCUGGUGGCCAACUACAAGAAACGUCUGACCUCUGUGAUUGCCAACAAGGGUUUUGCCACCAAGUACUAAGUCAUGUUUUGCAGAGGGGUCAAAUACUUAUUUCCAUCAUUAAAAUGCAAAUCAAUUUAUAACAUUUUUGACAUGAGUUUUUCCUGCAUUUGUAUUUAUUUAUUCUGUCUCUCACUGUUCAAAUAAACCUACCAUUAAAAUUAUAGACUAAUCAUGUCUUUGUCAGUGGGCAAACAUACAAAAUCAGCAGGGGAUCAAAUGCUUUUUUCCCUCACUGUAUGUGUAGUAAAAAGUUAAGUAUUUGUUCCCAUAUUUAUAGCACACAAUGACUACAUCAAGCUUGUGACUCUACAUAUUUUUUGGAAGCAUUUGCUGUUUGUUUCAGAUGAUUGUGUGCCCAAUAUAAUGUAUUGUGUCAUUUUGGAUUCACUUUUAUUGUAAAAAGGAAUAUAAUAUGUUUCUAAACACUUCUACAUGAAUAUGGACGCUACCAUGAUUACGGAUAAUCCUGACUGAAUCUUGAAUAAUGAUGAGUGAGAAUGUUAGAGACGCACAAAUAUCAUACCCCAAAAAAAUAUUAACUUCCCCUGUUAUUGUAAUGGUGAGAGGUUAGCAUGUCUUGGGGGUAUGGUAUUUGUGUACAUACACUUAUUGGCCAUUAUUAGGUACACCCAUCUAGUACCGGGUCUGACCCCCCUUUGCCUCCAGAACAGCCUGAAUUAUUUGGGGCAUGGAAACGUUGCUCAAAUGGUAUCAAGGGACCUAACGUGUGCCAGGAAAACAUUCCCCACACCAUUACACCACCGCCACCAGCCUGUACCGCCAAAUCCUGACUCUGCCAUCAGCAUGACGCAACAGGAACCGGGAUUCGUCGGACCAGGCAAUUUUUUUCCCACUCCUCAAUUGUCCAGUGUUGGUGAUCGUGUUCUCACUGGAGCCGCUUGUUCUUGUUUUUAGCUGAUAGGAGUGGAACCCGGUGUGGUAGUCUGCUGCAAUAGCCCAUCUGUAACAAGGAUCGACGAGUUGUGCAUUCCGAGAUGCCGUUCUGCACACUACUGUUGUACUGUGCCGUUAUUUGCCUGUUUGUGGCCCGCCUGUUAGCUUGCACGAUUCUUGCCAUUCUCUUUUGACCUCUCAUCAACGAGCUGUUUUCGCCCACAGGACUGCCGCUGACUGGAUCUUUUUUUGUUUGUCGCACCAUUAUCUGUAAAACCUAGACACUCGUGCGUGAAAAGCCCAGGAGGCCGGCCGUUUCUGCGAUACUGGGACCGAACGAUCAUACUACGCUCAAAGUCGCUUAGGUCACUUGUUUUGCCCAUUCUAACGUUCAAAUCGAACAGUAACUGAAUGCCUCGACGCUGAUGCCUCCUACUUUAUAUAGCAAGCCACGGCCAUGUGACUCACUGUCUGUAGGAGUGAACCAUUUUUGUGAAUGGGGUGUGGUGUACCUAAUAAACUGUGUGUGUGUGUGUAUAUAUAUAUAUAUACCCACAUUCACUAUGAGGAGUGCACUGUACUUAUUUAUUAUCAUUAUCAGAAGAGAUCCAGGCUAUUCCUAGAAAUCCUCCACACAGCUUCGGUGGGUUUAUGACAUCCGUCUAUAAGCAACGGGUUUAUGACUUCCUUCUACAAGCAACUCCGGGCUACCAUGUUCCAAAGUUAUUUAAAACAUGAUUCCUAUAACGUUUUUUUUUACUUGUUCAUACUUGUUAUGGUAGGGAAAUACAGCAAUCGAUAUCUCUGUUCUAUUUUAUGCUUAGUUGGUUUAUUUGUCCUCCUUCUACAGACUCUGGAAACUAGAGAGAUCCUACAUUUUCACUACACCACCUGGCCUGACUUUGGGGUGCCCGAAUCUCCAGCCUCCUUCCUCAACUUCCUGUUUAAGGUGCGGGAGUCUGGGUGCCUCAACUCUGACCAGGGGCCUGUGGUGGUGCACUGCAGCGCAGGCAUCGGCCGCUCCGGAACCUUCUGUCUCGUCGACACCUGCCUCUUACUGGUCAGUACUGGACUGGGAAUUCCAUAAAAAAUGUCCAACUUUAUUCCUCCCACAAGGGAAAUUGUGCAAAUGUUGUAUUGAGAUGGGUUGUGCAUUCUCUGGCUUUAUGAAGAAUCAUAACUUCAUGCCAGGUUAUUAUUUAUCAUUUUGUAACUAACUUAGAAUUGUUCAAUUUAAAUUAUUAUACAAUAUCCAAUAUGGAUGGUGUUAAGAGAUCGAUGGGAGGUGUUGAAUGGAGUUGGGACUAAUAACAACUACCAACAACUAAUAACAAAAAGAUAACUAAUGUAAAGCAUACUGUGUCCAUAAUAAGUAUAUAGGUUAUAGGUUGAGAGCUUUUGUGAGCACAGUUAGAAAGAUAUGGCAUAUAGAAGCAAACCGGAUGGACAUCAUCAAAAUGAUCGGAGAGGUUGAGGGUAGAGGAAGUUCAGGAGUAAAAACAAACAAAAUAGAAUGAUUGUAAAAUUGACUGUGUCCAUAAAAUGUAUAUAGUAUGUAUAAGCUGGAAGUAGAGGCCUAAGCAUUGUUGUUCACUAGUUUACUCCAAUUAGGGAAGGGAUGGGGGGUUGGAAAGUAAUAAAGGGAAAUAUUUUUUUUAAAGGAUAUGUGUGUGUAUAUUUAUGUAUGUGUAUAUGUGUGCGUGUAUGCAUGUAUGUAUGAGAAAAAAACAUGGGGGAUUGGAAGUGAUGCAGACAAUUACUUUGAUGGAAGUUACAAUAUAUCUGCAAUAUUAAAGCUGAUCUACCCCCUAAAAAAAAUUAAAAAUAAAUAACAUUUCUGUUUGCAGAUGUCCAUGCGCAAGGACCCGUCAUCUGUGCGCAUUCGUGACAUGCUGCUGGAGAUGAGACGCUAUCGGAUGGGCCUGAUUCAGACCGCUGACCAACUCCGAUUUUCCUACCUCGCUGUUAUUGAAGGUGCCAAGUGCAUCAUGGGAGACGCAUCGUUGCAGGUACAUUUAAUUUCUCUUUUAGUUGCUGCUAUGAACCAACGUGCUAUAGUAGAUCAUGCAAGAACAUCCAAAUUUAGUCUCCGGUGCCUGUAAAAUCUGUUUGCCUUUGUGUAAGGGUUCUUUCGGGAAGUAGCUACUAGCAACAACUCCUUGUUGGCCACAGAAUGUUGUUAUACUUGUCCUCUAAUGAAAAAUUGAAGAAGUCUAAUUAGGUCAAGUGUUUAUUUGAAUAGUUUGGAUUUGGGCAGCCCAAACUAGAUUUAGAUGUCUCCUCAUAAUGUACGGACAAAGGUCAUAGCUAUUCUCUUCCCUGUAAAGCCUUUGAAUGUUUAAAUAAUACCCACAUCAAUCCAUGAAUGUUUACGUUAAGGAGUCGUGGAAAGAGCUCUCCAAAGAAGAGGAUGUUCCUCCAGAGUUCACCCCUCCCCUGCCCUGCCCCCGACCACCAGGUCUAAUCAACGGCAUGGUUGAACCUUCCUUCUUUCCUGAGGAGAUUGUUGUUGAGCAGAACAAUUCCCACACUCGCAGGUAAAUAAGAUCAGCUCAAUUAGACAUUUUUAGCAGUCUAGACUUCAUACAUGCAAUAUUUAAUAUCCCCAUAUCUCUCUUUGUCCUUCUCCCCCUCUGAAUAUCUCUCUCUCCCAUUGCAGUGCCCCACCAGAAACUGAACUGCGAUGGAGGGGAGGUGGUGAUGGUGCUACCUUCCAGUCUCCCACUGUCCCCACUGAUCAACCUGGCGGCCAGGUGGGAAGCAAAGAACCAGAUCCCAAAGCUCUGAUGGAACCACACCGACUGCAUGAGACCGAAACUCAACAGGGGCUGAACCAGGACCAGGCAGCAGCAGCAGGAGAUGACAGCCCUGAGGCUCAGGGUGCCUGGACCCCCCUGCUGGCCAACAUGUGCCUCUGCACUGCCCUGGCCCUGGGUGCUUACGUCUGUUACCGGGCCUGUUUCCACUGA